GCCAUCGAAAUCUCCACAUUAUUUUUCAUCCCAAGAAGGCAACGACAGAGCAAUGAUGAGACAUACAACCAACAUCACCGCUGUAUCCAGUGCGGCAGUCGGCAACGAAUUCCACAAUUGGAACACUCCCACUCCUUACCUCUUUGGUUGGUUAGCGUUUAUGUUGGUUCUCAUCGCCACCGCCUUGGUCAUCCUGGUUUGCUCCUGCAAGAAAGCACCGCCUCCCAACAAAAAGGACGCGCCGAAGCGAGCGCACAUGCCUCUGGAAAUGGAGCCUAAGAUAGUGGUCAUCAUGGCCGGUGAUGAACUUCCCAGGUACCUUGCCAACCCCGCCGGAUGCGUCUCUUCCACCAGUCACGCUGAUCAAUUUUGAGAGCCUUUCUUUCACGGGACCACUGUUUUUGAUCUCGGUUUCUUUUGGACACAUGCUUUGAUUGUUAAUUUUGUGUUCUUGUCGUUCUUGUAGUUGAAGUUCGGCAGUAAUAUGUAAAUCUUCGUGAGUUUUAAAAAAAAAAAAUUUUUGCG
This is a messenger RNA of Rubroshorea leprosula, 525 nucleotides long. NCBI's taxonomy places the organism in Eukaryota, Viridiplantae, Streptophyta, Magnoliopsida, Malvales, Dipterocarpaceae. The record is from the annotation of a GenBank genome assembly.